This is a messenger RNA of Cariama cristata (Red-legged seriema), 799 nucleotides long. It is a transcript of the gene APOOL, whose product is annotated as apolipoprotein O-like. Gene Ontology annotation, biological process: cristae formation. The record is from RefSeq and is a predicted model, not a curated record. The transcript has 8 exons. The annotation marks the transcript as partial. NCBI's taxonomy places the organism in Eukaryota, Metazoa, Chordata, Aves, Cariamiformes, Cariamidae. Gene Ontology annotation, cellular component: MICOS complex.
AUGGGGACAUCCCUUCAGCCUGUAACCGAGGGCUCACAUGAAGGAGGAGUAGGAAAACUCCCUUUUUUUAUCUGUCUGUCCCAGGUGGCAAAGCUAGCAGCUGUUUUUUCUAGUCUGCCAUUUGCAAGUAUUACUGUAUAUGCAGGAACAGAAAAGGAAUCAAAGAGUCAGCUGGUGAAGCCAAAUCAGCUUCCAAUUUACUGUCCACCACCUCUGAAAUUGAAGUACAUUGAAGAACAGCCGGGUUGCUUGCAGAAGCAAUUUUCUUCUGUAAGACAGACAACCGGCCACUAUAUUGGAUGGUGCAAGGAUGCUUUUGUCUUUGUUAAAAAUGGAAUAAUGGAUUCAGUUCAGUUUGGAAAAGAUGCUUAUGUUUACCUGAAGAAUCCACCACCAGAAUUUCUUCCCAAAGUUGGUGUAAUUACAAUAUCAGGCUUAGCUGGCAUAAUGUUGGCAAGAAAAGAUUCUAGAUUUAAGAAAAUUGCUUAUCCAUUGGGACUUACUGCCUUAGGAAUUUCUGUUUGUUACCCAGCUCAGUCAGUGGUAUUUGCUAAGGUAACAGGGAAAAAGUUAUUUUCUGCAAGCCAUCAAACCUAUGAAGCUGUGCGAUCACUAUGGACCAAAAAGGAAGAUGUCACCAAGAUGCAGCAAGAGUCAAAAUCAGUUACACAAGAAGAUAAGAAAAAGAAAGAAAUUUCUAGUACAAAACCUGAGUCUGCUAUUGAGUCAAGAUCAUUUAACAGAACAGAAGCUUCUCCAGUAGAGUCUUGGAGUGAUAAAGAUCUAGUGCCUUCAUCAG